CAUUGAUACGAUUAUGGAUGUGUUCUUCGAGACUCGGAGCGGCUUCACGUUCGAGAUUGAAUUGGGUUAUUGGGAUACAGUUUUGGAGAUCAAACAGAAGAUCGAGAAGUAUCAACAAAUCCCUGUUUCCAAACAAACCCUUUUCUUUCAAGGCAAUGUUCUUCAAGAUCAUCUUGAUAUCGAACAAUGUGUGAUCCUCAACCACUCUCGUAUCCAACUUUUCAUCUCUUCUCCCGACCAAAACCGUAACAAUCAAGUGUUCAAAACCGAGCAAUCUCCACAGUCAAACUCAAAAGAACAGAUCACUAAUAAUGGUCAUCAAGAUUCACCUGUGAUGAUGCCAAUGAGCAACAACAACAACAACAACCCAAAGAAGCUGAGAGUAAUGGUGCUACCAAAAUGCGGGACUAGGAAGAUUCCGGUGGAGGUGAACGCAGGGGAUAAUGUUGGAGAGCUGAGGAAAGAGUUGGCUAAAAUUCAACAGAGGUUACAAUUAAGUCUGCCUCAAGAAGGGUAUUUCUUUAUAUACAAACAGAAUGUAAUGGACGAAAACCGGUCAUUCCGGUGGCACCGUGUUGAUCACGGCGACACGAUUGAGAUUUUCAACGGAAGUGUUUCCGGUGGCUCUUAAUGCCCUACCAUUUUUAAGCUCAAGUCUCUGCAAUCUCCUAAUUUCUAGUAGCUUUCAGUCAAUUUUUUUUAAGUUUCUUGCUUUCUUCUAAAUUGUAUUUUCGUUUCACUGCUUUCUACAAAUAUGCUUAAGAAGAUCUAUGACAAGUAAUUUUCGUUUAGGGUUAAUAAAGGG
This is a messenger RNA of Arabidopsis lyrata subsp. lyrata, 805 nucleotides long. RefSeq lists its product as uncharacterized. Gene Ontology annotation, cellular component: nucleoplasm; cytosol. Gene Ontology annotation, biological process: proteasome-mediated ubiquitin-dependent protein catabolic process. The coding region runs from base 14 to 631 and encodes 205 amino acids. Gene Ontology annotation, molecular function: polyubiquitin modification-dependent protein binding; proteasome binding; ubiquitin binding. NCBI's taxonomy places the organism in Eukaryota, Viridiplantae, Streptophyta, Magnoliopsida, Brassicales, Brassicaceae. The transcript has a single exon. The record is from RefSeq and is a predicted model, not a curated record.